This is a messenger RNA of Cynara cardunculus var. scolymus (artichoke), 792 nucleotides long. RefSeq names its product beta-carotene isomerase D27, chloroplastic-like. Gene Ontology annotation, molecular function: iron ion binding. The transcript is spliced from 7 exons. The record is from RefSeq and is a predicted model, not a curated record. Bases 1 to 792 code for a protein of 263 amino acids. Lineage: Eukaryota; Viridiplantae; Streptophyta; Magnoliopsida; Asterales; Asteraceae.
AUGGAAACCACCAUUUUUUCAACCCCGGCCACGAUCAGAAUAACGUCCUUUGUGCCGCCAACAGCUCGUUGGCCAAAGUGUAAUCGUCUUACGGUUGUAUCUGUAUUAACACCGUCCACUUCUACUAACGGUUUGAAGACAGAGACUACAAGCAGUUAUAAUACAGUUACUAUUCCAAUAAAGACAGUCUAUAACGACAAUUGGUUUGAUCAUAUUGCCAUUAAUCACCUCUCCAAAGCUGUCCAAGACUCUGCUGAAUUGAGAAACGAGGAGAGCGGGUAUGAGAGCUUGGUGGUGGCGGCCAGAGCGGUUUUCCGGAGCUUUGACCCGAUCAAACAACGCCAACUUGUCGUGAAGGCUCUUCAGACUGCAAUUCCGUGGCCUGUCGCCUUUCUGAUAAAAAAUAUGAUGCCACCUUCCAAGUUCUCAAGGGAGUACUUUGCAACCUUCACCACUAUCUUCUUCCCGUGGCUUGUUGGUCCUUGUGAGGUAACAGAGUCUGAGUUUGAAGGGCAUAAAGAGAAAAAUGUUGUCCACGUAAAGAAAUGCAGGUUUCUAGAAUCGACUAAUUGUGCAGGAAUGUGCACUAAUCUCUGCAAGAUGCCGUCACAAGAGUUCAUCAAGAACUCUUUUGGCAUCCCAAUCAACAUGGUUCCUAAUUUUGAUGAUAUGAGCUGUGAGAUGAUCUUCGGACAGGAGCCUCCAUCACCACAAGAUGAUCCGGCGUUUAAGCAACCAUGCUACAAACUAUGUGAUGUGAAAAACAAGCAUGAUACAAGGUGCAUUAGCUGA